AGUUGUCGCUCCGCGCCUGCGCCCGUUGUCUCCCUGCUCGCUCCGGGUCCCGGCGCCGCGCCAUGUGGGCUGCGGCGGGCGGGCUGUGGCGCUCCCGCGCGGGUCUCCGGGCCCUGUUCCGUAGCCGCGAUGCUGCGCUAUUUCCAGGCUGCGAGCGGGGACUUCACUGCUCUGCUGUCUCCUGCAAGAACUGGCUCAAGAAAUUUGCCUCGAAAACCAAAAAAAAGGUUUGGUAUGAAAGUCCUUCCUUGGGUUCUCACUCGACUUACAAACCAUCCAAGUUGGAAUUCCUCAUGAGGAGCACCUCAAAGAAAACCAGGAAGGAAGACCAUGCGCGCCUGAGGGCCCUGAACGGCCUCCUCUAUAAGGCACUGACAGACCUGCUGUGUACCCCUGAAGUGAGUCAGGAGCUGUAUGACCUUAACGUGGAGCUCUCCAAGGUUUCCCUGACUCCAGACUUCUCAGCCUGCCGAGCGUACUGGAAGACAACGCUCUCUGCUGAGCAGAACGCACACAUGGAGGCUGUCCUGCAGAGAAGUGCCGCGCACAUGAGGCACCUUUUGAUGUCCCAGCAGACCCUGAGGAAUGUGCCACCGAUAGUGUUUGUUCAAGACAAGGGAAAUGCAGCUCUAGCUGAGCUUGAUCAGUUACUGGCAGUCGCAGACUUUGGACCCCGGGAUGAAAGAGACAACUUUGUACAAAAUGAUUUCAGGGACCCUGAUGCCCCACAACCCUGCGGCACCACAGAGCCGACCACAAGCUCCAGUCUGUGUGGGAUCGAUCAUGAGGCGCUCAACAAGCAGAUUAUGGAGUACAAAAGGAGGAAAGAUAAAGGGCUCGGGGGCCUGGUGUGGCAGGGGCAGGUGGCUGAGCUGACAACGCAGAUGAAAAAGGGAAGGAAGAGGGCCAAGCCCCGCCUGGAGCAGGACAGCUCCCUCAAGAGUUACCUGUCAGGCGAGGAGGUUGAAGAUGACCUGGACCUGGUUGGUGCCCCGGAGUACGAAUGCUAUGCCCCGGACACAGAGGAGUUGGAGGCAGAGAGAGGAGGUGGCAGAACAGAGGAUGGCCACAGCUGCGGAGCAAGCAGGGAGUAGAUGGAGAGGCUCUGCCCAUCCCACAUUUGCAGGGAAAAGCAUUGGCACGCAACGCAGCAUGUGGCUUCAUUGAGGCAGUUGAUGGAGUUAAACCAUCUGCUCUUCUGCUACUUCAACAUUUUCUAGCUUUUCCGUGUAUCUAAACACAAUUUGCUACACAAGUCACUGUUUUUUUUUCCAUGCACUGUGUGUAAUUUAAAAAUUAAAUGGCCAUCUUAUCACAGAUUCUCACAAAAAGAAAAUGGUAAAAUAGUGUCUCUGAGAUGCUGGCAUGGCCACCUCCACCUGCAGAGCCCUGCCAGGUGCCAGUGAGUGCUUGGCCCGAGGGGUCAGGCCACAGCAGUGGCCGGGGUAAGAACUGAACCUGCAAACCUGGGGAGAACAGAGGGUCCCCAGAGCCUCCCAACCCCCUGGAGCUGGGCUCCGUCCCUGGGGCUGCUGGGCUGGCACGUGGCGCCGGGGGCUCCAUCCCUGGGGCUGCUGGGUCGGCACGUGGCGCCGGGGGCUCCGUCCCUGACUGGCCUCUUCACAGCUUUGUGCAGCAGGCUCCACCUUCUGGUUCAGGCCAAGGUUGGGCAGAAAGUGAGUUGGGUUUGCUGGGGCUUCCUGGGCGACCCCGGCUCUGACCGUGGUUCCAUCACGCCUGAAGUAGUAACACUUUUCCCUUGGUGCCCGUGGCCAGCUAGUGUAUUUUCUAAUCCAUCCAAAGGUGAAACAGACUUGGUCUUUGCCUUCUGAAGAGUGUGCGACUCUGAGUCAUACUGAAUUCUUUGUGUCACCUCCGACGCAAAGAUUCGUUUUGCUGUUUAUCAGAAGAGAAAACACAGAUUCCAUACCUUGUCAGCUCCUAUUUAGUUCGGCUUCCCUCUUAAUGUCCCAGCCCCUGUGAGCUGUCAGGUUCUAAAUUCAGAAUUCUCUCAAUUCUGUCAGGUUCUGCACUACGAGUCAGUGUCAUCCCUCCAAGCCCUGGCUCUCUGCCAGUGCAGCAGGGCUGUGAGAAUCAAGACGGCACAGGGAAGGCAUCUGUCCCAGCAUUUGCACAUGACAGGUGCCCACGGUGCAGGAGUAGAAUCUGUGGAAGCAGCAGUGGCUUUAGUUGCUGUGCCCUGCCACCUCCUCCCCAAAAAGGAGAAGUGUCCAAGGGAUAGCAGACCCGUAGCACUGAGCGGCCUGCCGUGCUGACCACUGGAUCCAGGCCACGUGCUGCAGACAGCGGCUGUGGGCGAGUGAUGAGGCCACUACCCAGAAAGCUGCAUGUGCACUGUGUGGGGUAAGGACAGUAGGAGAUGCUGCUGCAAGAUGCUGACUCCCUUGUUUUUCUUUUCAUUUGUGCUCUGGGACUAAGCUGUGUAUAAGUCAUCAAAUGGCAGAAGCAAGAUUUUUCUUUUGAGAUCUAGGAAAUUAUUUGUUUAUACUCUACACUCUUAUUUCCUAUAUCAGGAUGGGGAGGCCACUACCUCAGGCCAGUUAAACUAAGAAGAAAGAAUUUAAGGCAAUUUGUAAGGAUAGACAAAACCCCACAUGAUGGUAUGAGUAGGAGAGAGAAAAAAAAAAGGGAGCCAGAAAUUAGGUUACAAAGUGUACACCACACAUAAAGGCUGAUGCCUCUGUUACACCGUGAGCCAAAUGUUUAUCUCUAGGGUUUCUGGUAGCCAGUUGCGGGGUGUCCAGUGAAGGGGUGUACAUGUCUGUGGUUAAUCAUAUAGGUCAGGAUAAUGAGGUGAUACUGCAGUGACAAAUGGCAAAUCUCCCUGGCUUACAACAACCAGUUUGCCUCUUAUUCUUCUAGGGGACCAUCAUGGGCUGAGGUCAGGCCAAGGCCUUUUGUAUCUGGUGUUACUGGAACAUGGCUAUGUGAAUUCAUUUAUGUACAAGAGACCUCCCCAUCCUGAUGUAGGAAAUGAAUGGUGAUGAUUUACGAGCGCAACAUCCUAAAAAACGUUUUUGUAUUUCCCUAGCAAGAUAACUUCAGGUUACAAGGCUCUGGUACUUGACCAUGAUGACUCCAUGAGAAAACAGCAGAACGCCAGCUUUGCAGGUACCUCCACAGCACUGCCGGGCUGGGAACAGGGCCAGUGCUUGCACCAGCGCUGGAGGGGGCCACAGCAGAGUAAAGACAGAGUCUGCCAUGCAGGAGUGCUUCGCAGGUCAGGCACUGCUCUGAGUGCUUUGUGUUAACCUGCCCCCCGCCCCCUAACUUGGGAAAGGUGUUAAAGAAGGAGAGAACGCCCUCAAUGGUGUGUCCUUUGCAUACACACCUUUGCAUGCAUCUGAUGUGCCCAGGCUGUGUUUUAUUGUUCUAGCAAUUUAUUGUUACAAAACAGAUUGCUGCCAUCAAUUUGUCUCAGGUCCUUCUAGCACAUCUGACAGGGACUAGUGUCUAGAGCCAUGAGGACAGAGACCAGAAGGGACAAGAAGGAGUGGGCAGAGGGAAUGGAAGGUAGAGUUAGGCCCAGAGAGCCCCAGGCUGCUGCCCAGACCUCCACGCCUGUGCCGGAUGUGGUGUUGGCAUCCAUAGCAGUCUCGCAAAGUUGUUCUCAUUUUCCAAAUAAGGAAUCUGAGGCCCAGGGAGAGGUGAAGUGCUGCAGGAGAUCCAACCAGGCGCCGGCUCAGUGCCUCCUAGAAAGAGGAGUGUGGGCACGUUUGCAGGGGAUCCAACCAGGCGUCAGCUCAGUGCCUCCUAGAAAGUGGAGUGUGGGCAUGUUUGCAGGGGAUCCAACCAGGCGUCGGCUCAGUGCCUCCUAGAAAGUGGAGUGUGGGCACGUUUGCAGGGGAUCCAACCAGGCGUCUGCUCAGUGCCUCCUAGAAAGUGGAGUGUGGGCACGUUUGUAGGGGAUCCCACCAGGCAUCAGCUCAGUGCCUCCUAGAAAGAGGAGUGUGGGCACGUUUCAGAGAAAACUGGCUUAGGCCUCCCUGUUUCUGGCGUGGCCUUCCCUGGGAGCGAGUUAGGGACACGGAAGCUCACCCGCUUCUGAAUGGGUCCACUCCUGGGGAUUUCCGCGGCCUUCCCUGGGAGCGGGUUAGGGACACGGAAGCUCACCCCCUUCUGAAUGGGUCCACUCCUGGGGAUUUCCGCGGCCUUCCCUGGGAGCGGGUUAGGGACAUGGAAGCUCACCCUCUUCUGAAUGGGUCCACUCCUGGGGAUUUCCACGGCCUUUCCUGGGAGCAGGUUAGGGACAUGGAAGCUCACGCCCUUCUGAAUGGGUCCACUCCCGGGGAUUUCCAUGGCCUUCCCUGGAUGAUCCACUCCUGGGGAUUUUCCGCAGCUCUCCAGAUGACGUGCACGCACACUAAACACCCAGAAGUUAGGGAGGCACUGAUCCAGUGAAGUCCUCAGAUCAACCUUGUGAGCUUUUUACAAGUACCUGUCACUGUUAAACUGCUGAUGAAAUGUGAAACGACUUCACAGGUUUUCAGUCUGAUAAGCUCUCCUGUGUCACUGUCCCUUACCUUGUUAGUAAAGGUCAAUGGUUCUCAAAGUUCCGGGCACAUCCCCUGGGGGCUCAUAAAACCAGACUGUCGGCCACUUCAGCCUUCUGGUUCGCUGUUCCUUGGUAAUGCAGAUGGCCCAGUAAGCAACUCUACAAACAUUAGAACAUUUUGAGGUAGACAGGGGAACUUAAUCACCCCUUGUAGGCCCCCAGAAGACUGGACCCAACAUCCAGCACAAUGCCUCUCAGCCUUGGCUGUGCAUCUGAAACACCUGCUGUUUGAAGACACCUGGGCCUGGAGACGGGCCAGAGCCACCUUGGUGGUCUGAGUAUGAGGCCAGCAUUAGAACCUCUGCUCUACGGGUGACUGCCCUGGGUUGAUUUUUUUCCAGUAUUAUCUUUAGUACAGAAUCUUUUCCUCUCUAAGGGCCUGAGACCCUCUCUUAGGAAUAGAAGUACAGUUUUCUUCCCCACUCCUUUUGUCCAGAAGGAAAACCUGGUUUUACAUCAGAAACUUGAGGUACUUUGAAAAUUUGCCAGCUGCCUUGAAGGAGAGAGGGCUUGAGUGUAUUUUGGGGGAAGAAUGAGGGGACAACAGGGCAGGGAGAAGGGACAGAGCUAGAGGAAGGACAGGCCUGUGCCACCCAGGCCAGGGUAAGGGGAGCAGAGACCUUUUGGUUCCUGGUUUGUGACACAGGAAGGGAGGGAACUGGGGAGGACAGGUCAUGAUCAGUGUUUCCUGAUUAAAAAUUUUUUAUUUUUAUUUUUAAUUAUCAUGGGCACAGAGUAGGUGUAUAUAUUUGUGGGGUACAUGAGAUGUUUUGAUACAGACAUGCAAUGUGAAAAAGCACAUCAUGGAGACUGGGGCACCCAUCCCCUCAAGCAUUUAUCCUUUGUGCCACAAACAAUCCGAUUAUAUUGUUUUAGUUAUUUUUAAAUAUGCAAUUAAAUUGUUAUUGACUAUAGUCACCCUUCUGUGCUGCUGCUCUACUGUGGCCUCAAAGAUCAUAAAUGCUGUGGGUGCUGGCAAGAUACUGAAAUAAAUUAAUUCUGUAUUUCUAAAAA
Molecule: messenger RNA, 5590 nt
Organism: Homo sapiens (human)
Lineage: Eukaryota; Metazoa; Chordata; Mammalia; Primates; Hominidae
Gene: RBFA
Product: ribosome binding factor A
Exons: 7
Coding region: 63-1094 (343 amino acids)
Biological process (GO): rRNA processing
Cellular component (GO): mitochondrion
Source: RefSeq, marked validated